CUCCAUUUGCUAUUCUCUCCCCCCACCACACACACCUAUCUGGUGGUGGUGGGCGUUAUAUUUGCGUUUCUUUUCAUUCAUUUUCAAACCUUUUUAAAUUUGAGGGUUGGGGGUGGUGGGGACAGGCAGGGAAGGGGAAGGCAGCAGACGGGGCAGAAGAGGAGGUGGGGGACAUGGAGAUGAAGAAGAGGAUUAACCUGGAGUUAAGGAACAAAGCCCCGGAGGAGGUGACAGAGUUAGUCCUUGAUAAUUGCCGGUGUGUCAAUGGGGAAAUUGAGGGCCUGAAUGAUACUUUUAAAGAACUAGAGUCUCUCAGUAUGGCUGAUGUGGAACUAAGUUCACUGGCCAGACUUCCCAGCUUAAACAAACUUCGAAAGUUAGAACUUAGUAACAACAGUAUUUCCGGAGGCUUGGAAGUCCUGGCGGAGAAAUGUCCAAAUCUUACCUACCUCAAUCUGAGUGGAAACAAAAUCAAAGAUCUCAGUACAGUAGAAGCUCUGCAAAAUCUGAAAAAUUUGAAAAGUCUUGACUUGUUUAACUGUGAGAUCACAAACCUGGAAGAUUAUAGAGAAAGUAUUUUUGAGCUGCUGCAGCAAAUUACGUACUUGGAUGGAUUUGAUCAGGAGGAUAACGAAGCGCCUGACGCAUCUGACGAGGAGGAUGACGAUGAUGGAGACGAAGAUGAUGAGGAUGAAGAAGAUGAAGCUGGUCCGCCUGAAGGAUAUGAGGAGGAGGAGGAGGACGACGACGAGGAGGACGAGGAGGAGGACGAUGAAGCAGGCUCAGAACUUGGAGAGGGUGAAGAGGAAGUGGGCCUCUCAUACUUGAUGAAAGAAGAAAUCCAGGAUGAAGAUGAUGAUGAUGACUAUGUUGAAGAAGGAGAGGAAGAGGCAGAAGAGGAGGAGGAAGGUCUUCGAGGGGAGAAGAGGAAACGAGACGCUGACGAUGAUGGAGAAGACUAGAUGGUUCUGAGAGCAGAUUUCCUAAUUCUCGUGGGCCGGCGACAGUGCCGGCGCCGGCUGCGUUUCCUCAUGUACGAUAGCUGUCCGAAAAUAACGUGUAGCUUUUUACAGAAAAAGUGUGGUUUUACUAUUUUUGCCUUUUUAUCAUUCCAAGUAAGAUUAGUCUGUUAAUGCUCAUAUUGUACGUAGAGAAAAAUCUCAUGGACCCCUCCCCCAAUUUGUGAAACUCCCUAGAAAUUUAUUUGGAAUCUUAAUUUUUCUAAUUCAGGCUCACUGCAUUAGUCAUUUUUAGCCCCUAAUUAAAACGUGAUAGCUUUUACACAGCUAUAGUAUAGUGCAUUUCAUUCAUAAGGUUUUAAAGUUAUUUAUAAACUAACGAAAUCACAGUUGGCUGUGAUACGAAAUGACAGUAGUCUCUUGAAUGAUGAGUUGGUUAUUUUUUUAGAGAUGACCCAGAGAUCUUUGGUUUGAAGGCAGUGACAUUUUUUUUGCUUUGGAUAUUUGGGCGCUUCUUUGUCACAAGAGUUACCUGGAAAGUAGAAGUAGAAUAGUAAAGGCUGUAUCCAGCAAUAGAGUUCAUGGAGUUUGUGGAGACUUCUAAACCUCUUUAAGCCAGGUGGCUGGUAAGAUUUUAUUUUUGAAGGAAAAAUUGCUUCUAGUAAGUUCAGAGCCAUGCGGGUGAACGCUUUCUUCUUCGGGCUGCAGAUCCUAACAUGCGAGAGGUCGUUUGUUUUUAGGUAAUGUGUUCUUUUUCCUCCCAGCAAUUCCUUUAGGAUCGCCUCUCUUUCUCGUUUCCCUCCCCUCCCUCUGUGUCAAAAAAAAAAAGUUGGCUAUCCAGGAAAACCUUUAGUCUUAUACCUCAACCACCUUUUCAGACCUGAGUAGGUUUUAAACAAGCUAAGUAAGAGAAAUUGAGUAUUUUCUCAGCUACAAAUGUUAUCAUCCUUGUAGUCUUGUGCAACGGCCUCUGCAUACUAUAAAUCUCUUUUGGUUGACAACAUGUACAGACGAUACUAGUAGAUAAAGAAAAGAAGCAAGGGAGGCUUUGGGAAGCGGCCUUAUUGUUUCUCAAAAGUCAGAACAAUUGCCUGUUGAUAAUUAAUGAGACAUUCAAGUCAGUAUUUUUAAGUUGGCCUCCCAAAUGAUUUGGAUACCACUGUACAAAAUAUUUUUAGUUUUCCUGAAUAGAACCUUUUUUCUUCCCAUAGUAACAAAGGAUUAUUAGAUAUUACGACAUUUGAUUGGGGUCUACUAGGCAGUUGGCAAAAUAUUUGGAACUUAAAAUUAAGAUUUGUUUUCAAAUAGAUGGCCAUUAAAAGUAGAAAAAUAUUUGGGAUAAGUGUGAGUGUGCCUGUAUGCCUUUCCUUGUAUGGCUACUAAAAAAUAUAAUGAGCAGACAAGUGUAUAUCCCUUUUUAUCAUGGAGGCUCUUGCUUUUUUAAUCUUGGCUAUCUAAAUUUCCUUCUCUUUUGAAUAUUUGCAAAAUGUUUUAAAGUUAAUGUCAGCAAAUUAAUUGACAUUACUCUUCCAUACUGGGACACACUUAAAUUACUUAGUACUUCUUUAGUUUAAAAUGUAUGAGUUUUGAGUUUUAAAGUAAAAAUUAUGAAGUUAUUUGUAGAGAAACUAAAAAGUCACACAACUGACUGAAAUGAAAUCUUGGGAUCAGUUUAGUGGGGGGAUUGGAAUCCCCGAAAGACUAACAUUUUACCGCUUUUUAAUAACGGAAAUGCCCUGUUUUAGUCCCUGGGAAUUCUCAGCACAUAGUAUGCCAGGUUAUAAAUUAGUUAUUUUUAAAAUUAAAUCUAUAUAUUGACUUUCUUAUCAAUCAUCUUACUGUGCAAUCAAAAGUAGAGUUCUUUGGUUUGAAAACAACACUUAGAGCCUCCAGAUAACUUUUAAAACUUAUUUAGCUUUGUGGGUGGUAUUUUCAUGCAAAUAAGUAAGGGUGGGUUUUAUAUUUUGUAGCAGUUUUUGGUCCUAUUUUAAUGCUCUUUGUAUGGCAGUAUGUAUAUAGUGUGUUCCUCAAGAAUCUCUCUUUAAAAAACUUUGAAGUUAAUACUUUUGUGCACCUGUGUUUUAAAUAAAGCCAUGACAGUGUUCAAACAAACAAACAAUGCAGUACUCCCGGUCAUUCUUCUAUUGUUUCUGACUGUUCCUUGUUUUUUCUGUGACUACUGUAACUUAAAGUUUUUGAAACUGAAUUGCUUCAAAUAAAUUGAAGAUUUGUUAUAA
Molecule: messenger RNA, 3196 nt
Organism: Trichechus manatus latirostris (Florida manatee)
Lineage: Eukaryota; Metazoa; Chordata; Mammalia; Sirenia; Trichechidae
Gene: ANP32E
Product: acidic nuclear phosphoprotein 32 family member E
Exons: 7
Coding region: 174-962 (262 amino acids)
Biological process (GO): regulation of apoptotic process
Cellular component (GO): nucleus
Molecular function (GO): phosphatase inhibitor activity; histone binding
Source: RefSeq, a predicted model, not a curated record